Diospyros lotus (date-plum) is the source of this 806-nucleotide messenger RNA. RefSeq lists its product as uncharacterized. The record is from RefSeq and is a predicted model, not a curated record. Lineage: Eukaryota; Viridiplantae; Streptophyta; Magnoliopsida; Ericales; Ebenaceae. The coding region runs from base 115 to 582 and encodes 155 amino acids. The transcript has a single exon.
GAGAGUUUAGGGUUUAAGGAUGGAAGGUCUUAAGGUUCGGCUAUGGGAGCCAAUUUUGUCUUUACAUCCAAGAAACCCUAAUACGAAUCAAACAAACCCUAAAAUCAGUCCACCAUGUCUUCGCACAUUCCGGAAUCAAACUCUGCAAAUGACCAAACCCUAAAUCUGUCCACCAUGUCUUCGCAAGUUCCUGAAUCAGAACCCACAGGUGAACAAAGUCCAGCACAGAAACCCUCGGACCAACCGCCAAUGGACGAUCCCGGAGCCCUAGAAUCCAGGGAAGGCGAAGAAGGAGAAGGAGAAGAGGAAGAAGAAGGAGAGUGCGGCUUUUGCCUGUUCAUGAAGGGAGGCGGGUGCAGAGAGAGCUUCAUCUCUUGGGAGAAUUGCAUCGAGGAGGCCGAGAAGAGCCAGGAGGAUAUAGUCGACAAAUGCUUUGAGGUUACCGCUGCCCUGAAGAAAUGCAUGGAGGCCCAUUCCGACUAUUACGCCCCCAUCCUCCAGGCAGAGAAGGCCGCCGAAGCCGAGGCGGUGAAGGAAUUGCAGAAGGAGAAAGCCAGGGAUGCUGUAAACGAGGGUUCUUGAUUUUUGGUUUGAUUAGGGUUAAUCGCAGAGCUUUUUUUUGAACAAUACGCGAAAUGCGGAAGAUUUUUUUGAGGUCAGUAUUAUGAGAAACUGAGAGAUCUCAUGGCAAUUUUUGUGUAUUGAGAAUAAGUGGAUAUUGAUUGUGUAAACGAAUGCAGAUUGCUCCUCCUUAUAGCUAAAAUACUUGCUUUCUACCCCAUGUCUAUGUUUUUUGUUCAAUUGUU